GCAUACACAUUGGAAAUGCUUUGAAAAUUUAGGCAAACAUUGAUUUACAGCUUAUUUGACGUCACUUUACAUCUCUUUUGCAUUGAUUUCCUAUACUUUACUGUCAUUUCAUUUGAGUUUUCACUCAAAUAAUACUUUUCAUUCAAUUUAUAUUUUUAUGAUUUAAUUGAUCUGCAAAUCGGGAGAACACGUGUAUCGGAUGUCUUACCCGCCGUAUCCGCAGCCCAUUAACAGUCAGCCCCAGUCGGGGGCGCCGUAUAUGGGAUACCCGCCACCCAACACACCUAUGUAUGGAUCGGGUCCUCCAACCGGGUAUGGAAUGCCUCCCGAGCCUGGAUUCCCGAUGCAUAACAUGGCUUAUCCGCCGCCUCAAUCAUAUGGACAACCUAUGGGUCAGCCUAUGGCUCAACCAAAUGCCCCAAACGAGCAAUGGAUGAAUGUGCCGAUCGGUAUACCCAACUGUCCACCCGGUCUCGAAUACCUGACUCAAGUGGACCAGCUCUUAGUCCACCAGAAAGUGGAAUUACUCGAAGCAUUUGUUGGUUUCGAAAGCGCUAACAAAUAUUCAGUGAAGAAUAGUUUGGGACAGAAAGUGUAUCACGCCAUCGAAGACAACGACUGUUGCACUCGUAACUGUUGCGGACCUAACCGUCCCUUUGAUAUGAAAAUUCUGGAUAACAAUCAACAGGAAGUGAUACAUUUGUAUCGUCCUCUUCGGUGCAGUUCGUGUCUGUUUCCAUGUUUUCUUCAGCAAAUGGAAGUGACGGCUCCGCCCGGAAAUAUAAUCGGAUACUUGACUCAGGAAUGGAGUCUUUGUGUCCCAAAGUUUAGAGUCGAAGACGCGUCCGGAGAAUGUCCCGUUUGUACUUAUGGUGUUUGCGGUGACGUUGAGUUUCAAGUGCUCUCCAGAGACGGAUCAGUAUCUGUCGGCAAAAUUACUAAACAAUGGACAGGACUUAUCAGAGAAGCCUUUACUGAUGCGGACCACUUCGGCAUAUCUUUUCCCAUGGAUUUGGACGUUAACAUCAAAGCUGUACUUUUGGGCGCAUGUUUUCUUAUUGAUUUUAUGUUCUUUGAGAAGUCGGGCAACAAAGAGAACGACAGAAUCGAGUUGACGCCUCUAGAGAGCGGAUCCGUUGGAUGUGUUGAUUGCAAAACCGUCUUCAAGACAAUCGAGAAGAAGAAAAUGGAGGAAAAUAGUGAUAAAUUGGAGAAAGCGAUCAAAAGUUUGGAUUUGUUUAAGGAUUUGUUGAGCAAAAGUGAUUCACAGACGCGACAAAUGAGUCAAAUAUUAGACAACUUUUCGCAAAGACUCUCACAAUUGGAGACAACUAUUCAACCCGUCUAUAGAGAGACCGGAAAUCUGCAGACAAUUCAACUCAAUAUUGUGUCAACUCUUGAACGACUCGAUUAUGUCAUCAAAUUUUAUACAGUGGCCAACGAAGUGGAGACCGUCAUCACCACCGGACCCAACCAUUCGCUCGACACUUAUCUCAAGAACUUGGAUCGACUUAAAGAGGCCAUCGAUUACUUCGAGCUCAACAAUCCCGAGAGUCCGGAACUA
This is a messenger RNA of Medioppia subpectinata, 1564 nucleotides long. The record is from the annotation of a GenBank genome assembly. Lineage: Eukaryota; Metazoa; Arthropoda; Arachnida; Sarcoptiformes; Oppiidae.